This is a messenger RNA of Oncorhynchus gorbuscha (pink salmon), 3508 nucleotides long. RefSeq names its product YTH domain-containing family protein 2-like. The transcript is spliced from 6 exons. Gene Ontology annotation, molecular function: N6-methyladenosine-containing RNA reader activity; mRNA binding. Lineage: Eukaryota; Metazoa; Chordata; Actinopteri; Salmoniformes; Salmonidae. The record is from RefSeq and is a predicted model, not a curated record. Gene Ontology annotation, cellular component: cytoplasm. The coding region runs from base 393 to 2270 and encodes 625 amino acids. Gene Ontology annotation, biological process: mRNA destabilization.
CCGCCAGUUGCCCAUCCCUGGUCUAAGGCAUUAUAGCUACUUUCCUAAUUAUGAGACAAUCUCCGCGUAUCUAUUGUAACAAUUAUUACAAUAUGUUAAAUGUCUGUUUUUCAUAUAGAUCGGUUACCCGCAUCAUAUAGUUCCUCCAUGCCGUUGAGGGGCGCAUGUUCGUCAUAAAUAAACGCCAUCGGUAAAGCCAGGCGCUCAGCCAUGUUGAAGAAGUCUCAGCGCUGAGAGAGCUGCAUCCCGCCAUUGUGUAGAUUCUAUGCUCUUGGUAGAGAGACAGGGACUCUUGACUAAACUCUCAAUAUACAUUUCAUACACCCUGCCACUUAAAGAAAUAAUAACAAAAAAUUCAAAUACGAAAAAAAAGAGGCUCCAGGGAGAAAGACAUGUCAGCCAGCAGCCUUCUUGAACAGAGACCGAAAGGCCAAGGAAACAAAGUGCAAAACGGAGCUGUGACCCAAAAGGAUACCUUGAAUGAUGAUGAGUUUGAGCCUUACCUGAACCCUCAGGCCAGACAGAGCAAUGCCUAUACGGCCAUGUCGGACUCCUACAUGCCCAGUUACUACAGCCCAUCCAUAGGAUUCUCUUACUCCCUGAACGAGGCAGCAUGGUCCACCGGGGGAGAUCCUCCCAUGCCUUACCUGACCUCAUAUGGACAGCUGAGCAACGGGGAGCACCACUUCCUGCCUGACCCCAUGUUCGGCCAGCCGGGCCCGCUGGGCAGCAACCCCUUCUUGGGCCAGCACAGUUUCAACUUCUUUCCCAGCAGUAUGGACUUCUCUGCCUGGGGCAACAACAGCUCUCAGGGACAGUCUACGCAGAACUCUGGCUACAGCAGUAGCUAUGCCUACGCACCCAGCUCGCUAGGGGGUGCCAUGAUCGACGGACAGUCCCCCUUCGCCCAGAACGAGCCCCUCAACAAGGCACCUGGCAUGAACAGCUUGGACCAGGGCAUGGCUGGACUUAAGAUUGGUGGUGGUGCCGGGGACAUGGGGGCCCCAAAGGUGGUGGGCUCUGGCCUCCCCAGGGGAUCCCUAGGCCACAGCCAGGUUUCUGGUGGAGCUCCCAGCAUGCCACUGCCCCCCGUGUCCAACGCCCCCGCUAAGCCCGCCUCCUGGGCGGACAUUGCCAGCAAGCCGGCCAAGCCGCAGCCCAAGCUGAAAACCAAGGGUGGCAUAGCGGGGACCAACCUGCCCCCUCCGCCCAUCAAACACAACAUGGACAUUGGCACUUGGGACAACAAGGGGACUAUGCCUAAAGCGUCCACCCCCCAGCAGGCGCCUCUCCCCAGCAACGGGCAGCCGCCCAACCAGGCCUCACCUCAGCCCGGCACCAUGGCCGGAGGGACCCCGCAACUGCCCCUCAGCAAUGGACAGUUGGUGGCCUCUUCGGCCCAGCUGGGGCAGCACCAAUUCCCCCCCAACGGGCAGCAGGGCUUGGGGGGACAGCUGCAGCUCUCCCAGGGCCCCCCGCCCACCACCCAGCCAUCUCAGCCCACCCGCUGGGUCCCUCCACGGAACCGUGCCAACGGCUUUGGGGAUGCCGUGGGUGGGGCGGGGCAGUCGCCCCCCAACUCGGGCGUGGGUGGGGUGCUGGUGCUCUCGGAGCCCCACCCGGUGCUGGAGAAGCUGCGCCUGGUCAACAACUACAACCCCAAAGACUUUGACUGGAAUCUCAAGCAGGGCCGUGUGUUCAUCAUCAAGAGCUACUCCGAGGACGACAUCCACCGCUCCAUCAAGUACAACAUCUGGUGCAGCACGGAGCACGGCAACAAGCGGCUGGACGCCGCCUACCGUUCGCUGGGCGCCAAGGGCCCCCUCUACCUGCUCUUCAGCGUCAACGGCAGUGGCCACUUUUGCGGCGUGGCGGAGAUGCGCUCGCCCGUGGACUACAAUACCUGCGCCGGCGUGUGGUCGCAGGACAAGUGGAAGGGGCGCUUUGACGUGCGCUGGAUCUUCGUUAAGGACGUUCCCAACAGCCAGCUGCGGCACAUCCGCCUGGAGAACAACGAGAAUAAGCCAGUGACCAACUCGCGGGACACACAGGAGGUGCCUCUGGACAAGGCACGGCAGGUGCUGAAGAUCAUCGCCGGCUACAAGCACACCACCUCCAUCUUUGACGACUUCUCCCACUACGAGAAGCGCCAAGAGGAGGAGGACUGUGUGAAAAAGGUGGAGGUCCAGGGUAGCGAGCCGUACCCCAGUAACCCCAACCCCAGCAGGAGUCAUUACAGACUUCAGGAACGCCAAGGACGUGUCAAGUAACAGUCACUGCUUUGGGAAAAAGACUGCAAUGGCCCCUCUUUUCCCUUUCUACCCCCAUCACAUUCAGAUAUUUCAAGAAAUUCUAAAUGGGGUAUAAAAAAAUAAUAACCAAGGACACACAAAAAAAAAACGAAAUGAAGACUUUCUUGAUUUCUUUUUACUUUAAAAGACUGACUUUGAACUUGUAGUAAAAUAAAAAGAAAUUAUUAUUCAUAGGACUAAACUUUGAUGCAUAGCAUCCUUAGGUGAAUCCCCCCCCCCCCCAUUCCACUACAUGUGCUUUUUUUUCUUACUCAUGUGCUCACCCCUCCCUCGCCUGUUUUUACAGUCUGAAAACAAGUCUGUAAUUCUUCUCAUGCAAAAUAAUAGUGGACAUUUUUUUGUGUCAUCUACUACGGCUACUAUUAGUGGACAGAAGUCCAGGCGGGUCAUUAUGUAAACCUCCUCCUCCAGUGGGAGAUGAAAUCAUCCAAUCAGGACGUGGGGGGGGGGUCUCAGUGGAUAUGUGUUGUAGUUGGUCUUGUCAUCGGUUCCUUCAAGAAGUUUCUUUUUCAUAUGCUUCCAUCUGUUUAUAAAAAAGAACUAAAACAAAUGAUCGCGAUGACCUUGUUUAUUUUUUGUGUUGGGCAGAGUGUAUGGGGGGCGGGGUUUAAUGUUGGAGGGGGGGGGGGUGAAAGCAACAAGAUUUGUUACGUUUAGCCUUGGUCAUUGUAUAAUUGUAUGUACAAUUGUACAAAAUUGGGCUGUUUGCAGACUUCAGAACUUAUUUGCCCUUUUUCUUGGACUGGUUUAUUAAUGUUUUUAUUGGCUGCUUUCCUCCCGCCAUUUUUGUUUCCUCUUCCUCCCGUUUUCUUAAAGACCGCGUCGACGCGAGUGGCCUUGCCGCCCCCAUUCUUUCUAUUAAUCAGUUCAAAGUAAUAAACGUCGUAUACUCAGCAAGAACUCGUGUGCAUUCCCCUUGUUUGACUGUAAGCACUUUUCAUGCUGUGUGCAUCCCCUUUUCAGAUUUUUUAUUAAGGGUAAAUGUUUUAUUUGCUAAGUAAGCCAUACCCCCCCCACACACACACACACACUUAAUUCUACCCCAAACAUCCCUCUCUUACUACUAACCACUACUGUCUCUUUCCACUGCCUGCUCUACCAUAACACCACCACCCUUGCAGAAUGUCAAUGUUGGUGAAAACACUACUGGCUUUUCUCUGUGGUAUAAUAAUAAUAAAGUCAAUCUUCCUAUUUUC